AUGGCAGACCCCGAGCACCCUCCCGACAUCCCCAAGGAAGCAACGGACCACGUUCAGCAUGUGGGGAAGAGUCCGAUAACCGCGGGGAAAGCGGCUACACAGCAACAACUGAUGGCCGCGUUGACGGCGACGGAUGUAACUAUCCGGCGGUUAGAUCUGCUCCUGUCCAAUGCCACCGGGCAAGAGAGGGUGCUAGCGACGGUGAACUACGUCGCAUCAAUCCUCCACCACGUCUGCGGGUCAACAGCUUGGAAAGCCUUCCAGACAAAACUCCUCCUUCUCGCUCGAAUCAAGACUCGCGCCGCAUCACCGACCGGCAAAACCGCCCCGUCUGGCUCCAAAUGGGCAGCCCUAUCUUCACUUGCCUCGGAAACCCGAUACAAUCUCCGGCUAUUCGGACUUCUCCCACUAUGGAUAUGGGGCUCCGAGACUCUCAAAAACCCACCGGCAGACCCCAUCAUCCACGCCCUGACAAUGCUCCAGGUCGUCUCGAACGUCAUCUACCAACUCCUCGAGAACGUAGCCUACCUAGCAUCUAAGAACGUCCUACCAAAGCGCUUCGUCGACAAGUACGGCGGAAUCGAUAAGUGGUAUAUUUGGAGUACCAGGGGCUGGUUCGGACACAUUUUCUUCGAAUUCUUCGUCCUAUGGCGCCAGCACAUUCUGCGCAAAAGACGUCUCGCCGCACAACGCGAGGCUGCGAGCACCAUCGAGACCAAGGAGGAGAUUCAAGCGCAAGAGAAAGAGGCGCUUCGAUUGGAGAUCCGCUCGUGGCGCAAGAGUCUCGUUAAUAAUACUAUCUGGGCGCCGCUGUGCUUGCACUGGUGUUUGGAGAAGGGUAUUGGGAUUCCCGAGAGUUUGACGGGAUUGAUUAGUUUCAUGGCUGGGGCGUGGAGUCUACACGACCAGUGGGCUGCUACGGCGAAGGCAUAG
Molecule: messenger RNA, 933 nt
Organism: Penicillium cataractarum
Lineage: Eukaryota; Fungi; Ascomycota; Eurotiomycetes; Eurotiales; Aspergillaceae
Exons: 2
Coding region: 1-933 (310 amino acids)
Biological process (GO): peroxisome fission
Cellular component (GO): peroxisomal membrane
Source: RefSeq, a predicted model, not a curated record